Messenger RNA from Raphanus sativus (radish), 1237 nucleotides. RefSeq lists its product as uncharacterized. The record is from RefSeq and is a predicted model, not a curated record. Lineage: Eukaryota; Viridiplantae; Streptophyta; Magnoliopsida; Brassicales; Brassicaceae.
AUCUCAAAAAGCUCUUUGCAAAGUUUUCGUGUCGAAUUAGCACUCGCUUCCCUCGUUCCCCUGUAUCGCAAAGCAGUUCAUUUUUCUCGCAUUUUCUCGCCUUCAAUUUGAGUAUGGAUGAUGAGAAGAAGAAGAAGAGAAACAAGAAGAAGAAGAACAAGCAGCAGAAACGUCCAGACGGUGACUCUCUACCUACCCCCGGUGUAGCCACCUCCGAGGAUGGUAAUCAUAACGGAGACGCUGACAUUGCUCAAUCUAACCAAGUCCCUGAUUCCAAUGAUUUGCAACCAUCUUCUCAACAGAUAAUCGAUGCAGAUGAUUCUGUUGCUGUUGUUGAUGAGAACACGUCUCCGACCAGUGAGGCGUUGCUGGAAGAAACAAUUAAACAGUUACGUGAUGAAAUUGGAUCCCACCUUCAGAAAGAGGCUGGUUUUGAAGAAACUGUUGGACGCUUGGAAACUGAGAAUGAAGCUCACAUACAGAAAGAGGCACUGUUAGAAGAGAGGCUUGAGCAUUUAAGAACAGAAAAUGAAGCUCACAUAGAGAAAGGGGCACUGUUAGAAGAAAGGCUUGAGCAUCUGAGAACAGCAAAUGAAGCUCACGUACAAAGUCAGGCACUAUUAGAAGAAAGGCUACUGCAUUUGAGUACAGAGAAUGAAGCUUACAUACAAAAAGAGGCACUGCUAGAAGAAAGGCUCUUGCAUCUGAGAACAGAGAAUGAAGCUUACAUACAAAAAGAGGCACUGUUAGAGGAAAGGCUUUUACAUUUGAGAACUGAAAAUGAAGCUCUCAAACAGAACGAGGAAAAGUUGGAGGAAAGACUUGUUCAGUAUAAAACAAAGAACGACGUGCUCGUUCAUGAAAUGUCUAGUACAGAAGUCAAAAUGAGAGAGUUGCUUGACGAAAGAUCAACCUUCGCUCAGAAAGAGACAAGUCUAGAAGAGAAACUUCAACAACGUCAACAUGAUGAAGAAUCUUCGGUUGCAGCUGCUGAGAAGUCAUCCAGAGAAAUGAUUUCAAGCCUGAACAGUGAAAUUGGAACACUGCGAGCACAGGUAAUGAAAUUGGAAGAAUCUAGGAGUAGUCUUCAAGAGCAGAACAAUAGUCUUGUGGGAACCGUAUCUAAUCUUCAAGUCCAGCUUGAAAACCAUGACAAUAACGUGAAGGGUGCUUCAGAGGAAGAACUAAACUCACAGAUUGAAGCAGCUUGUACUCUAGUUGAAAAGCUUAUCACUGA